Messenger RNA from Vollenhovia emeryi, 5658 nucleotides. It is a transcript of the gene Pi3K92E, whose product is annotated as phosphatidylinositol 4,5-bisphosphate 3-kinase catalytic subunit delta isoform. Gene Ontology annotation, cellular component: plasma membrane; phosphatidylinositol 3-kinase complex; cytoplasm. The transcript is spliced from 10 exons. Gene Ontology annotation, molecular function: 1-phosphatidylinositol-3-kinase activity; 1-phosphatidylinositol-4-phosphate 3-kinase activity. Gene Ontology annotation, biological process: phosphatidylinositol-mediated signaling; phosphatidylinositol-3-phosphate biosynthetic process; cell migration. The record is from RefSeq and is a predicted model, not a curated record. Lineage: Eukaryota; Metazoa; Arthropoda; Insecta; Hymenoptera; Formicidae. The coding region runs from base 524 to 3760 and encodes 1078 amino acids.
CCGGAGUCGCCCCUCGCAGUCGUCGCUGAUUGAACGCGGGGUAAAUAAUGGCGGAGUCGUGCAUUGUUAUUACGUGUGGACGAUAAUGCUUUUUCGUAUCUCGGCACGUAAACGUACGAGGCAUCGGUCCUGCUCGGGGAGAUGCGCCAGCUGAGACGCGUCUUUUCCGCCACGUCGCGAACGUGAGGCGACGCCCGAGGACCCCCUCGAGAGAUCCCAGGCGAGAGAGAGAGAGAGAGACGGAGAAGGAGAGUGACUCGCGGUUGCGUGUCGUAAUUCGGAGUAAACAGCGACGUAUCCAGCGAGUACCUCGCGACGUUACGACACCCGUCUCGCUCGGCCACCGCGGAGACGGGCCAGGAUGUGCCGCGGGCGCGUCGCACGACAUGAACGGUACAGGCGACACGUCUGAUAGCGCUCCCGUGUGCCCCGGUGAUGCGAGCGGGUCGUCCUGACGUACGUGCUGUCCGCCCGCCGUACGCGCCUGUCACUUGUGCCUGAGUACCGAGUCCCGCCGUUCAUCAUGGUGCACGGUAACAUACCGAGCGCAUACAAGUACAACUUCUGGGCGGAGCGGCCCGCGGACGCGCACGAGCCCGCCGUGGUGGAACUCACGUGCCUCAUGCCGAACGGUGUUGUCAUACCGUUCGAGAUCAAUCGCAAUAUUACCUUAGAUCAGAUCAAAGAGGAUCUGUGGGACGAGGCUAGCAAGUAUCCUCUGCACGGGACGCUGAAAGACGCGCCGUCGUAUGUAUUUUCGUGUAUUAACUCGAACGCAGAGAUAGAAGAGUUGCAGGAUGAAACGAGACGUCUCUGUGAUAUAAAGCCCUUCUGUUCGGUAUUAAAAGUUGUAGAGCGCGAGGGUAUAAAAAGCGGGAACUUGGACUCGCAAAUCGGCGUCCUGAUCGGUAAGGGGCUGCACGAGUUUGUCGCCUUGAAAAAUUCCGAGGUCAACGACUUUCGGUGGAAGAUGCGGUUUCUGGGGAACGACGUGGCGUCGAGCAGGCAGAAGAGAUGCUGGGUGGAAAAAGUGCGUUAUCAGUUCCCCUCGAGGGUUGCGAAGACGCCUGCUGUGCCUAAGAAUAUCGAGUCCCGUUUGAAGGACGGAAAUAUCGCUAUAGUUACUAAAUUCGAAAACUCGGAGGCAUCGUUCACCUUUCAUACGGCACACACCACUACGCCGCCCGAACUGCUCGAGGUGAUUCUGAACAAACGGGCGACUAGGCUGCAGACUCGCGGCGAGCAGCCGAGCGACUUCACACUCAAAGUUUGCGGGCAGGAGGAGUAUUUGAUCGGUGACAAUAUUCCGCUCAUACAGUUCGGCUACAUUCAAGAUUGCCUCGCGAAAGACACGACACCUAUGCUGGUCACGCUCAGCAAGCAGAGUGUACCUGUGGACCAAGAUAAUGCUUUCGACAAUCCGGACGUGGACACGUUGCAACGUACGAAACCAUCGUCCUCGACGUUAACGCUGCGUAAAAAGGGCAAGCAUAUCUCGGUGUGGAAAAUCGAGGAGCCUUUUGUUUUCACCGUGAAUGGAAUUUCUCGACUUAACUGCGAUGCCGCGCAUCGCACCGUAGAGAUUGGACUACAAGCUGGCCUUUUUCACGGUGGAAAAUCUCUCUGCGAAAGUCAAAAAACCAAAGAAAUUAUUGUAAGUUCCGACGGUAGUUGCGAGUGGGAAGAGACUCUCAAAUUCGACAUUAAAGUCAGGGAUAUACCGCGGAUGGCGCGGCUGUGCUUUGUAUUAUACGAGAUCAGUAAAACUGCCAAGGGUUUAAAGAGCAGGAAACUGAUUAGGGACUCGAAGCAGGAGUUCUUCAUAAAUCCUCUAUGUUGGGCGAACACGACGAUAUACGACUUCAAGUCCCAGUUGAAAACGGGCGCUAUGACGUUAUAUACGUGGACGUACGCGGAGGAUAUACAAAACGACGAUUUGCUUCAUCCUCUCGGGACGGUAGUCUCCAAUCCGCACAUCGACAGAGCAGCCGCUCUCAUGUUAACGUUUCCAAACUACGGUAAAGAUCAAUGCGUCCUUUAUCCUACGCCAGAAAAGAUGGUAGAAUAUGCCGAGACAUUGCGAGACCAAUCUAACGAACGCUUGAGUAAAGACGAAUUAAGUCAGGAGUCUGAUGUUAGUCAACAAUUGGAACAACUGAGAUUACUAGCCGACAGGGAUCCGCUGCACGAAUUACACGAACAAGAGAAGAAGACGAUGUGGGCGUUGAGGCAUCAUUGUCUCCGCGAGAUCCCGACACUUUUGGCUAAACUGUUACAGUGCGUCGAAUGGAACGAUCAUAGAGAAGUCGCGGAGGCUACGGCGCUUAUACAACAAUGGCCGAAACUACCGGUAGAGAAAGCGUUGGAGUUGUUAGACUACGCUUACGCUGAUCAAAACGUCCGAAAUUUUGCCGUUCACUGUUUAAGAGACGUCACCGACGACGAUCUCAGCCUCUACUUACUGCAGCUGGCGCAAGCAUUGAAACACGAAAAUUAUUUGGCGUGUCCGUUGACGGAGUUUCUCUUAAAGCGGGCACUUAAUAAUCAGAGGAUAGGACACUUUCUAUUCUGGCAUCUCAGGUCAGAAAUGCAAGUUGGCUCGGUAUCCGUUCGUUUCGGCCUCAUACUGGAAGCGUAUUGCAGAGGAAGCCAACAACACAUGCUAUCAUUAUCUAAGCAGAUGAAAUGUUUGGACAAAUUGAGGAGUGUUUCGCAACAAGUGAAGCAGAAGAAAGAUCGUAAAGCGGCUCUUCAAGGCUUCCAGGACAUUAUCCAGGAAACGCAUUGCCAGGAGGCGAUAUCUGACGUCCUUAAUCCUCUCGAUCCGAGUUUCAGAUGGAAUCGCAUCAAAGUCGAGAAAUGCCGAGUAAUGGACAGUAAGAUGCGUCCGCUCUGGAUGGUUUUCGAGAACCACGAUCCUUUCGGCGAAGACAUUUACUUAAUUCUCAAACACGGAGACGACUUGAGACAAGACAUGCUGACACUUCAGAUGCUGCGUAUUAUGGAUAAGCUCUGGAAGAAGGAGGGCUUGGAUUUACGUAUGAAUCCGUACGGUUGCAUAUCUACGGAGAACAGAGUCGGAAUGAUAGAGGUGGUGCUAAAUGCGGAAACGAUCGCGAACAUUCAGAAGGAAAAGGGCACGUUUUCCGCAACGGCGGCCUUCAGGAGAGGUUCCUUACUAGCUUGGCUAAAGGACCACAACCACACGGAAGCGGCACUGAAUAAAGCAAUCGAGGAGUUCACUUUGAGUUGCGCGGGUUACUGCGUGGCGACGUACGUUCUUGGCAUAGCCGAUAGACACUCUGACAAUAUAAUGGUUAAAAAGACUGGGCAACUGUUUCACGUCGACUUCGGUCACAUUCUGGGCCACUUUAAGGAGAAAUUCGGGUUCAGACGCGAACGAGUACCCUUCGUUUUGACCAAUGACUUCGUACACGUCAUAAAUAAGGGUCAAACGAAGAAAGGGCACGCCGCCGAGUUUCAACGAUUUCAGAAUCACUGCGAGCAAGCCUUUUUAGUUCUGCGUCAGCACGGCGGACUUAUAUUGUCUCUGUUCGCUAUGAUGAUAUCUACCGGGCUGCCUGAACUCUCGUCGGAGAAAGAUCUGAAUUAUCUUAGAGAUACUUUGGUUCUAGAAAUGUCCGAAAGUGAGGCACAAAAGCAUUUUAGGAGUAAAUUUGACGAGGCCCUCUGCAACUCGUGGAAAACGUCGUUGAAUUGGGCGUCGCAUAAUAUGUCCAAGAACAAUAAGACUACAUGAAUAGCAACAAUCGCCGAUAGCGUGAGAGAUCCUUCGCACCCAAGAAUGCUGUCAUGACGUCGUCGAACAUUACGUCGCGUUAUAAAUCGUAAUGUUAGGAUGCACGCUGACGCAUUUGACAAGCACGUUUGGUCGCUUGUCUAGGGCCGGGUAAUUGAGAAAGAAAGGGAAGUAAAACUCGCUUCCGACAGACACCGUCGUCAGGAUUGGAAAUCGACGACCGUAACCAGUAUUUGAGACUGUAUAAGGCGAUCUGUUGCUGCUAGUAUCAAUCAACUCGUAUAGUCGAGAUGUGACUUAGUAGAAUGAUUUCUCAAGACUCGGAUACAUUCGUACAGUUUUAGAGCUCCACUUUGUGCAGCGCAAGCAGUCGGUGCCUACGUUCAUGGCGAUACUUUUCUCUAUUAUGGACGUACGGUACAUAUCAAUUGAACAAGAACCUUCUCAAGUUCUUCUUAAUUGAAACUCCACGUGAGACACUCGAAAUUCUAGCGAUUGAUUCUAAAUUGUUAAUCUCGAGAAACUAUUAUUUUUAUUUUAUUAGUCAAGUAAAUCUCGUUAAGUUGAAUAUUGUUUCGAAAUUCGUUUAUUAUAAUACGUCGAAAGCCUGUGAUGGUACGCAUACGAAUGUUAUUUGUAGUGAUACUGCUGUAUUUGAUUUAUCAUGAAGGGGUAGACAUGCGUCGCAACGUUGUUUAAUUCGAGAAAGCGAUAGGAUUUGAAGAUCGUUCAGAUAACGGAUGAUAUGAUUUAUUCCGUACCAUUGGCAACGACCGUGUGAUAACCCAAAGCAAUAUCUGUUUUGUGAAAAAUUGCCUGUUACAGUAAAAGUAUUAUCAUCGAUCUGGCACGAAUCUUGAUCGAAGUAAUCGAGUAUUUUUCGUUCAAACACGAUUGCGCGAAGACCUGCGAGUUCAUUGCCGAUCCGUGUCAAAUGCACUCCGUCGACCAAGGACUAUUUUUCUUCCGUGAUUUUCUUACGUUCACGUUCAAAAGCUUGCUCGUUCAACGGACAAAAAAAGUAACGAUACAUUUCGUGCUGGUGAUUAGUAAAAUUCCUUAAUUACUAUCACGCGUGAUAUCGUGAUUGAAGUACAUAUACGCGAAGAUAACGAAAGAAAACCACUACGAGAGAUAUAUAUUUUGAUAAACAUACCGCAAUAUAUUAUAAUUAUUAUCCACAUAUUAAGCGAUAGUUAAAUCAAUAGGGCCACUCAUUCUUCAGUGCUGUCCUACUAGACCGCUAUGCUUUCUAAAAACGGCUCUAAAACGCACGACCGUACGCGCGCUCCUCACAAUGUAAGAUAAGAUAAUGAUCUCUAAUACACUAGAAAGAAAUAAAUAAUGUUGCAGACUGCGUCAUUGCUGCAUAUCCAUAUCAUCAUCCUCUUACUAGCGUAUUAUAUUUAAAUUGUCGAGAGACGAACGAGAAAGAGAGCGAAACUUUAUACACGUAACAUUAUAGAUAUAAUACACGUAUGUACGUCUUCAAGUCUCCUGAUUUUAUUUCUCAGUGCCGCUUGUUUUUCGAUUUCUUUGCAGACGGAUUUGCGUGGGCCCCACCAGAGCGCAUAGAUAGGGCUGUAAAUAUGCAAUAUACGGGAUGGAGAGGGGCACGCGUUCCUCCAAUCUCCACACGCGUAUAUAUCGCGUACGCGUGUUCUUUCCCAUUGUACGCAGGUGUACACGCAUCCGCGACACCGCAAUCCCGGGGAAAAGAAGCCGGCUCGCACCUCGAGCGUAUUUUCCGUACUACAUCUCGGGCAAUAAUCACUCGGCUAUUUUUUUUUUCUAUCGUCUCGCAACAGUGUCAGAGAAUGUAAUUUUAUACAAAACGUGGCUGAAUCUUCUGUAUUGGUCAGUGUCUAUUGUAAAUAAAACCAACUUUGAAGCCUGAA